GAUUGUCAAGUCUGCGCUCGUGUAAAAGUCAGCGGGUUAUUCUGUCCAAAAUGGCGCUUUGUUUACGUAUGUGUACUGUGGUGUAGUUACAAUAAUGAUUUUUGCCAAUGUCAUUCGUCGUCGGAGAUAACUUCAUCUAAGCUUGCAGCAACGGCAUCCCCUAGCUUUCGAAUGCAGGCUGAGGCCCCAGGUGUGGCCCUACGCGAGGGCAUCCAGGCUCUCUGUGUCCAAGAGGCAGAGAGUAAAAACGAAGCGUGCAAACAGGAGGAAGGCACGAAACAACAGGAUGGCGAGAUGAUCGCUGCAUCGGUGGAGGACGCUGCCACCAUGGACGACAAAGGUCAAGAAAGUGAAGCAAAUGACCAAGACACAGACAAGCUGGAAGGAGACGAACACACAAACGCACCUCAGUCGGUGGCAGCGGUGGAGGACGAAGAGGGAACGCAGGUGGCAGCGAAGGACGGCGAAUGGGAACUGGUGUACAGCGAUGAGGAAAUGGAGGACCCCAAGAACUGGAUGCCGCCUCCUUCUGAGAUCAAGAGACUCUAUGAGCUCCUGGCCAAGGGCGAGAUGCUGGAGCUCAACUUCGAGCCCCUUCCCCGGAGACCGCCCACGCCCGAACGCCCCCUUUCGCCCAAAAGGGAGGAGGAGGAGGACGAGGCUGAGGAGAGAGCGAAGAAAGAGAGGGAUCUCAAGCCACCAAGUCCAACUGAGUUUGACUUUAAUGAGGAGCAUCAAUUGCAAGCCACCCCGAAAAGUUCUUUCAUUAAUAGACGUAGGACACCAGGGUCAUCAGCUCGCUCGUCCGUGAAAAGGGAGGCCAGGAUGGACAAAGUGCUGUCGGACAUGAAGCGCCACCGCAAAAUCGAGGAGCACAUCAUGCGCACGGGCCGAGAUCUCUUCAAGAACGACAAGAAGCUGGAGGCGGCGUUGUCGCCCAACAGCCAGAAGGAGCGAGACAAGGAACGGGAGCGAGACAGCAACCCCAAUACCAUCUUCUCACCUAGGCAGAGGAGAUACUGAACACGAUUGUUCCUGUACAUUUUCCGAGGCGCUUUUUCAUUUGAUCUUUUCUUAUUAAUGUUACAAGCUUUCUAUGUUUUCUAUGUUUUUGUAUGAUGGCAAUAAACAUGCUAACCUGAGACGA
Molecule: messenger RNA, 1147 nt
Organism: Syngnathus typhle (broad-nosed pipefish)
Lineage: Eukaryota; Metazoa; Chordata; Actinopteri; Syngnathiformes; Syngnathidae
Gene: pagr1
Product: PAXIP1 associated glutamate-rich protein 1
Exons: 5
Coding region: 172-1023 (283 amino acids)
Source: RefSeq, a predicted model, not a curated record